Strongylus vulgaris is the source of this 852-nucleotide messenger RNA. The record is from the annotation of a GenBank genome assembly. Lineage: Eukaryota; Metazoa; Nematoda; Chromadorea; Rhabditida; Strongylidae.
AUGCAAAAAGCAUAUCCAACUAUGACCUAUAACGACUUACAGUGUCAAAUUGGCGGAUGUCGAAAGGAGUAUAAAUGUCAGUCAGCGAGACGAAACCAUGUUUUGCGUAUCCAUUUUCAAAAUGAACUUAGUUGCCCUAUCAAAUUAUGUUCUUUCCGUUCGAACGAUUUCCCUCGCAUUAACUCACAUCUGAAGGAGGAUCAUGACCUUAAAAAUGGUUACCUAUCAAUAGAAAGUGCAGCAGUUCGAGACCAAUUCAAUGCUGAUAGGGCGAAACACAACCAUCGCCUGACAACUUUGGUCCAACUAGCUUUUCCAUGUCAUAUUCCAGAUGUAUGCAAGACCACCUACAAAGCAACGGAUGUAUCUGCUUCUGGAGAAACUGUACAAAGCCUUAUCACUCGAAUUCGAGAAAAGGAUAGGAAAUUUCAGGUGCUUGAUGUCACAGCUCCUCCAAAUCCAUUACGAUUACGUUCUCCUAGUACUAGCUCAGAUUCUGAUUCGUCUGAAAGUGAGAAGAUGUGUAAAACUUCUACUCGAGAAAGUCCGUCAACAACCGAAGCGGUGAGCAAAUUGAAGGGCAAAACUUCAACGCCACUGAAAGUCAAGUCAGCCGAGCCCAAAUCUUCUCCUGAAGCUUUGAUAUCGGUAUCGAGCGCUAGCACUAGCAGCAGUUCCGAGAGCGAUGAUGAAAAUGUGGCAGCCAAAGAGACUCAGCUUACCUCAUCUGCAUCCACCUCGUCCGGAAGCUUUAAUGGUUGUGAAAAAGAUGGAACUGACAAGCAUGACAAAAAUUCUGACACAUCUAAGAGUAUGGAAAAUCCCAAAGAAAAUGAAGAACCUGGUAGCGAU